Nerophis ophidion (straightnose pipefish) is the source of this 2662-nucleotide messenger RNA. RefSeq names its product chorion transcription factor Cf2-like. The coding region runs from base 731 to 2476 and encodes 581 amino acids. Gene Ontology annotation, molecular function: histone deacetylase binding; DNA-binding transcription factor activity; RNA polymerase II cis-regulatory region sequence-specific DNA binding. The record is from RefSeq and is a predicted model, not a curated record. Gene Ontology annotation, cellular component: nucleus; cytoplasm. Gene Ontology annotation, biological process: regulation of transcription by RNA polymerase II; cell fate commitment. Lineage: Eukaryota; Metazoa; Chordata; Actinopteri; Syngnathiformes; Syngnathidae. The transcript has 3 exons.
CUUGUUUCUCUCGCGAGAUCUGACAACACUGCGCGUGAACUGAGCGGGACCAAGAAAAACAAAACGGCGUUUGGUAGGAAAAAACGUUAUUGUGGUUUAUUAUAUUGAUUUUUUUCAUAAACAGCACGUACACGUACAUAUAUGUGUUUUUAAUAUAGUAAACAUCGGUGAUAAUUGUUUGGUUCUGGAGACUUUAGUUCAAGCGCACCUCGUUGCUGCCCGUACUAGCUUAGCUCGCUAGUUAGCUUAGCUUGUUAGCUGCAAACAAAGACAGGCGGAAGUGAUCAAAACACAUCGCUAAGCAGAGAUCAAGUGUGAGUGUAAAGUGUUGUGAUUGUGUGAAAAUGUGCGAAAGAACCAUAGCAGAGUACGAGGAGGAACUUUGUCCAACAAAAGCGACAACAUCGUCUAGUUUUUUUUAGCGCGCUAACUAGCUUAGCAUGCUAGUUAGCUUAGAUUGUUAGCUGCUAACACAGAGAGGCGAAAGUGAUAAAAAAACAUCGCUCAGUUAAGAUCAAAUGUGAGUGUAAAGUGUUGUGAUUGUGUGAAAAUGUGCGAAAGAACGACUGCAGAGUACGAGGAGGAACUUUGUCCAACAAAAGCGACAACAUCGUCUAGUUUUUUUUAGCGCGCUAGUUAGCUUAGCUUGUUAGCUGCUAACAAAGAGAGGCGGAAGUGAUCCAAACACAUGGCUUAGUUAAGAUCAAGUGUGAGUGUAAAUUGUGUGAAAAUGUGCGAAAGAACGACGGCAGAGUACAAAGAGGAACUUUCUGGAACCAAAGUACUGGACGCUGUUGCCAAGAAACAUCAAGUUGUGUCACACAGAACAGACAACCCCCACAUUAAAGAGGAAGAGGAGGAAGUGUGGAUUACUCAGGUGGGGGAUGAUCUCACCAAGUUUCCACUGACUGUUGUCUCUGUGAAGACCGAAGACCAUGAAGACAAACCACCUGAGUCCUCACAGCGUCAUCACAGUCCAAACGUCUGGGAGGAACAUCUUCUCCCUGAGCAGCAAGAGCGGCGCUUCAGAAUGGAGCAGGAGGGUCCACAGCCCUCCCGCAUUAAAGAGGAAGAUGAGGCGCCACAUUCCCUGCGCAUUAAAGAGGAAGACGAGAGCCCGCUGACCCCCCACGUUAAAGAAGAAGAGGAGGCCCCGCAGCCCCCUCCCAUUAAAGACGAAGAGGAGGAACACAGCAUCAGUCAGGAGUUCCCAGUCAUUGUUGUCACUCAACUUGCUGAGCAUUUUGAAGGACUGGAGGAGGUUGAUGUCACCAAGAUGCCAGUGACUGGUGUCCCUGUGAAGAGUGAAGAUGACGAUGAGCAUCUUCCUGAGCAGCAGAAGUGGAGCUUCCGGAUGGCGACGGAGGUGCCACAUCCCUCCCACAUUAAAGAGGAAGAUGAGGCACCACAGACCCUGCACAUUAAAAAGGAAGAGGAGGAACACAGCAUCAGUCAGGAGUUCCCAGUGAUUGUUGUCACUCAACUUGUUGAGCAUUUUGAAGGACUGGAGGAGGUUGAUGUCACCAAGAUGCCAGUGACUGGUGUCCCUGUGACGAGUGAGGAUGACGAUGAGCAUCUUCCUGAGCAGCAGAAGUGGAGCUUCAGGAUGGCGACGGAGGUGCCACAUCCCUCCCACAUUAAGGAGGAAGAUGCGGCGCUACAGACUCUGCACAUUAAAAAGGAAGAGGAGGAACACAGCACAGUGACUGGUGUCCCUGUGAAGAGUGAAGAUGACGAUGAGCAUCUUCCUGAGCAGCAGAAGUGGAGCUUCAGGAUGGCGGCGGAGGUGCCACAUCCCUCCCACAUUAAGGAGGAAGAUGCGGCGCUACAGACCCUGCACAUUAAAAAGGAAGAGGAGGAACAGAGCCCAGUGACUGGUGUCCCUGUGAAGAGUGAAGGUGAUGGGGUCAAAAGUGAAAGUGAGGGGAAGAGAGAGGCGGGUGAUGAAGACUCUAAAGAUGACAAAGCACGCUUCAAAUGUUCUCACUGCGACAAAACCUUUAGGUUCCGUUGCGUUCUAACAACGCACGUGCGAAAACACACCGGAGAAAGACCAUUCGUGUGCUCAGUUUGCAGCGGGAGAUUCUCUACCAAGUCCAGUUUGGAAACGCACAAAACGGUACACACCGGGGAAAAACCUUUCAUCUGUUCAGUCUGCUCUAAGGGUUUCAGACUGAGACAGGACUGGAAAACACACAUGAAGAUACACACCCGGGAGAAAGUGUGGAGUUGCGGUGCGUGCAGUGAAAGAUUCUUUUCCAAGUUCCAGCGGAAGAGACACAAGUGUGCUGGUAAGAACAUCCUCAGUAGGGCGGGCAACGUGGCUCCGAUAUUACCGCGGCCGUGCCAGCCGACCCAGGGUUGCUGCUCCGUAACAGGCUCUGGUGUCCCUGUUCCCAGUGUCCCGACUUUGUACGCAACCGCUGGGCCUCUGAUGCUCUCGGUGUCGGGGGUCAACUCUUACUCUUGCCGGUGAAACAAAAAGCUCCAGUCCACGAGGAGGACCUGAUGUUUUUAAUUUGCUCAACAGCAUCAGCAAGUAACAUUUGUUCAGGACUUUUUCUGUGACAUUCUAACUCCAAAUAACACGCAUGACGUCUUCUCUGCUGGCCUAACAUCACCAGAAUCUUUCGUCAUAAUUAAAGAUACAAGUCUUGUUUUA